AUGGGCAUCCGUAUUAUGGUCAAAGGUGGGGUUUGGAAAAACAGUGAAGAUGAGAUUCUGAAGGCCGCGGUCAUGAAAUAUGGCCUGAAUCAAUGGCCUCGCGUCGCGUCGUUGCUCAAUCGCAAGUCCGCAGCUCAAUGCAAGGCGCGGUGGUACGAAUGGUUGGAUCCGUCCAUCAAAAAAACGGAGUGGACGCGCGAAGAAGAAGAGAAACUUCUGCACUUGGCCAAGAUCCUGCCUGCGCAAUGGCGGACCAUCGCCCCCAUCGUGGGCCGGACGCCUGCGCAGUGCCUGGAACACUACGAGCGUCUCUUAGAUGCUGCCCAGCAGAAGACGGGGGAUAUGGACGCAGGGGAGAUCAAGGACGAUCCUCGGAAGCUCCGCCCGGGAGAAAUUGACACGGCGCCUGAGACAAAGCCGGCACGACCGGACCCGAUCGACAUGGACGAGGACGAGAAGGAAAUGCUUUCGGAAGCCCGGGCGCGCCUCGCCAACACCAAAGGGAAAAAGGCGAAACGAAAGGCGCGCGAGAAGAUGUUGAUGGAGGCGAAGCGAUUAGCAUCGCUGCAGAAGCGGCGAGAGCUGAAAGCGGCUGGUUUGGAAUUGAAAAUGCGUGAGAAGAAGCGUAAGUACAUUGACUACGGGCGUGAGAUCCCUUUCCAGCGCACGGCGCCCGCCGGCUUUUACGCGACAGGGGCGGAGAAAUUGGAGGGCGAGAAGCAGGCUCUGGACCCGCGAUUUGAGGCGCUGCGUGUAGAUAAGAUGGAGGACGAGCGCAGGGACGAGGAGGAGUCCCGGCUUCGGAACCAAGACAAGAAACGGCACAAGAAGCUCGUGCAGGAGAACCUGCCUCAGAUGGUGCAAGCGCUCAAUCAGUUGAACGACCCGGCUUCGAUCCGACGGCGCGUCCCACUCUCCCUCCCGGCCCCCCAAGUGACGGACAGGGACCUGGAAGAGAUCGUGAAGGUGGGGGCGCAGGCGGCCGCCGGUGGGGGGGGGGGAGGGGCGACGGCGGGGCUUUUGGGGGACUACCGGGACCGGGCUACCCCGUUGGCCACGCCCAUGCGGACACCGAGCACGGCCCCGGGGCAGGAUGUGGUCAUGCAGGAGGCGAGGAACUUGCUGGCGAUGCGGGCGGCCGAGACCCCGCUUCAGGGGGGGGAGGCGGUUAUGAGCCGGUUGGAGGGAGGGACGGGUUUUGAGGGGCACGAGCCGCGGGGUUUAGGUGGUGGAGGCAUGACUCCCGGGGGCGGAAUGACGCCGAUGACGGCGAGGAACGAGGAGGGGGGGCGGACGCCGCUCUCGUCGGGACGGGUGGGCGGGUCCUCGGUGGCUUCGAUCAAGUCCCGGGCCCACGCGGCCGGUGGGGCGACGCCGAUGCGAGACGAGUUGGGGUUGAAUCAAAUGGGGGGCUCGGAGGAGCAGCAGCAGUUGAUGGUGAUGAGUGAGAAGCGCCGGCAGAAGGCGCUCCGGGCUCAGCUGGCGGAGGGCUUGAGGAGCUUGCCGGAGGCCCAGUACACGUACGAGAUCUCGGUGCCGACGAUGGAGGAGGAGGAGGAGAGAGUGACGGACGUGGGGAAGGAGGAGGACGCGGCGGACCGGGACGCGCGCAUGGCGGCCAAGAAAUUGGCGGUGGAAGAAGCGGAGCUGGCACGACGGUCCGCGGUCUUGAAGCGGGGGCUGCCCCGGCCACGAAUUGUGGACCCGGACAUGUUCGCAUCUCGGGUCCGGGCCGCGACAGCCGAGGCUGACGAGAUAGCGGCCGCGGACGCGAUGGUGCAGCAAGAAUUGUUGGCUGUGUUGCGCGCGGAGGCGGCCAAGUAUCCGGUCAGAGAGGCGGGGGGGAAAGGAAAUGGAAGAAGCAGUAAGGGAACAGACGGGGACAGGGGGGUCCUUCCCAUCAUACCACCGCAAAUGUUGAGCACUGCGCGUGAUCUUGUGGCAGAAGAAGCGGCGAAGCUCCGAAAGGCAGUUGAUUCUUACGGAGGGGAGGGUGGAAGCGAGGAAAGUGGAAAGGGCGAAGGGGCGGGUGUCGACUCGCAGGGGGACAUGUGCCCAGUGGCAUUGGAGCGAGACUGGCUGAAAGGAUACAACGAUCUUGCGUACUUUCCUGGCCGCCAGGCAUUUGGGAGGCUGACAGGCGCCAGCAAGCAGGAUCGGCUGGCCGCAGUUGUCCACGAAUUCAAUACCUUGGCCGGUCACGUGGAGAAGGUUGGGAAAAGGGCGAGCAAACUCGAUACACGCUUAAAUCUGGCCACUGGUGGCUAUGUGAAACGCGCAACAGCGUUGUUGCACGGUGUGAGCGAGGCCCUAGACCAGAUAGAUGAGAUGCGUUUGGAGGUGGGAUGUUUUCGCAGGCUGAAGGCCAUGGAAGAGAAGGCGCUUGUGACACGCGUGGCCGAGGUAAAUGCGCAGGCAGACAGUGUGGCCAAGCGGGAAGAGCAAUUGCAGCUGUCUUACGUGGAGUUGCUCGACGAAAGGGAUCGAUUGUUUGGAGUGCUUCAUGGGCACGAAGGCGAGGAAGAUAGAGGGGAGGAGCACAAUGGUUUGAACGGCAAAGUGACAGUGGCGGAAGAGUGA
Messenger RNA from Nannochloropsis gaditana CCMP526, 2580 nucleotides. It is a transcript of the gene CDC5L, whose product is annotated as pre-mRNA-splicing factor CDC5/CEF1. The transcript has a single exon. Gene Ontology annotation, cellular component: spliceosomal complex; Prp19 complex. Gene Ontology annotation, biological process: mRNA splicing, via spliceosome. The record is from RefSeq and is a predicted model, not a curated record. The coding region runs from base 1 to 2580 and encodes 859 amino acids.